Molecule: messenger RNA, 2046 nt
Organism: Auanema sp. JU1783
Lineage: Eukaryota; Metazoa; Nematoda; Chromadorea; Rhabditida; Rhabditidae
Source: the annotation of a GenBank genome assembly
AUGGAUAGCGCAAGUGCUCAUUCCAAGUUGGCAAAGCCUGACAACGUCAAAAUUGGUUAUUACUGUCCUAGCUAUGAAUUGAUGAGUGAAUAUCAAGUUCAUGAUUUUCGUAAAAGUGUUGAGUCAAGAUACAAUGUGACAUUACCUGAUUACAAAAGUCUUCAUAGAUGGAGCUGUGAUAACUACUCAGACUUCUGGGAACACUUGAUGGAGUACACUAACAUCUACUUAGGUAACCGUUACAGCCAGGUGAUCGAUCUCAAAAAGUCAAUUGCUGACUUCCCAUGUUGGUUUGAAGGAUCUACAUUGAACUAUACUGAGAACAUCAUUGAACGCGGUGAAGCUUCUCGAGUUGCUAUUGUUUCAGUCCAGUUCAUCAAUGAGGCCAUGGUUCUCACAGAGAAAACUUAUAGUGAGCUUCGUAAAGAUGUAUACUGCUUAGCUAGUUCUCUCCGUGAAAUGGGAUUGAAAGUUGGAGAUCACGUCUGUGGGUAUUUGCCAAAUACCUAUUUCACAACUAUUGCCAUGUUUGCUACCGCUGCUAUUGGAGCAGUCUGGUGUUCCGCUUCUGUCGAUUUCGGUCCAAAUGGAGUUUUAGAUCGCUUCAAGCAGGUGAAACCAAGAGUUCUCUUUGCUGUGUCUUCUGUUACGUACAAACGUAAACGUUUUGAUCUGACCGAUAAGUUGAAGCAAAUAGUAGAAGGUCUGCCUUCUUUGGAAAAAGUCAUUGUUAACCACUGUGAUGAAUAUAAAGUUGAUCAUGCGAGAUACAACAAUGAAAAACUGUUUGUUAACAUGGAUGAGUUCAUCGUAAAACCAGACACUGGUCAUCCAUUGACUUUCAUCUACGAGAGAGUCCCAUUCAAUCAUCCUCUCUUCGUUAUGUUCUCAAGUGGAACAACUGGACUUCCAAAAGGAAUUGUUCAUUCACAUGGAGGAACUUUAUUAAAACACGUUGAAGAGCAUAUCCUUCAAGGAGACAGUAGUGAAAAUGAUCGAAUGCUUUUCUACACUACCUGUGGCUGGAUGAUGUGGAAUUGGACAAUGAGUUUCUUGUUCUGUGGAGGAUCUUUGGUUUUAUACGAUGAGAGCCCUCUGGAGCCUGAUACUCAUGUUCUCAUCAAGAUUGCUGUGGCUACUAAAUCAACUGUAAUUGGUAUGGGAGCCAAGUUGUACGAUGAAUACACCAGACUGAAAAUUGACUUCCAAAGUAUGUACGAUCUCAGUAAGCUUCGCUUGGUUUAUUCUACCGGCUCACCUUUGAAAUCAGCCACUUUCGAAUUCAUAAACCUCUGUAUUAAACCUGGAGUACUCAUUGGCUCUAUAUCUGGAGGAACAGACAUUAUUGGAUGCUUUAUGGGAUCAAGUCCUACAUUACGUGUUUAUCCUGGCGAGUGCCAAUGCCUUUACCUUGGAAUGGACAUCGUUGCUUUCGAUCCUGAGGGAAAGUCUGUUGAAGAUGAACAAGGAGAAUUAAUCUGUCUCACUCCUUUCCCAUCAAUGCCUACUCAUUUCAUCAACGAUGAAAACUUCGCCAAGUAUAAGAAAGCUUAUUUCCAGAGAUUCCCUAAUGUCUGGGCUCAUGGCGAUUUCUGCCAGAUAAACAGUGAAACUGGAGGCGUUGUUAUGCUUGGAAGGAGUGAUGCCACUCUCAACCGUGGAGGUGUUCGCAUCGGAACAGCUGAGAUCUACGCCGUUGUUGAAACCUUCGAUGAGAUUGAAGAUAGUAUAGUUGCAGGCCAGCAAAUUCCACAAAAAGAAGAUGAAGACAUCGUUCUCUUUGUGAAAAUGGCCAAUGGAAAGCUUCUUGAUGAUGUUUUAAGGAAAUCAAUUUGUGCUUCUAUUCGCACAAUGAUGUCCCCACGUCACGUUCCAAAUAAUAUAUUCUCAGUAAAUGACAUUCCGUACACAAACUCUGGAAAAAAGGUUGAAAUAGCAAUUAAGCAAGUAAUCAAUGGCGCGGAGGCUGAACAAACAUCCUCCAUUCGCAACCCAGAGUGCUUAGCUCUUUAUCGCAACUUUGUGCAAUCAACUAAAGCGAAUUGA